This is a messenger RNA of Myotis brandtii (Brandt's bat), 1275 nucleotides long. Its product is annotated as RNA polymerase-associated protein RTF1 homolog. NCBI's taxonomy places the organism in Eukaryota, Metazoa, Chordata, Mammalia, Chiroptera, Vespertilionidae. Gene Ontology annotation, molecular function: DNA binding; RNA polymerase II C-terminal domain phosphoserine binding. The record is from RefSeq and is a predicted model, not a curated record. The annotation marks the transcript as partial. The transcript has a single exon. Gene Ontology annotation, cellular component: Cdc73/Paf1 complex.
UGGAAGAACAGAACAGCUGAGCUCCUCGCCAAAAAACAGCCAUUAAAAACCAGUGAGGUAUACUCUGACGAUGAGGAGGAGGAAGAAGAUGACAAAUCCAGUGAAAAGACAGACCGCUCAUCCCAAACACCAUCCUCUGAUGAAGAAGAAGAGAUCCCUCCGAAAUCACAACCCGUGUCCUUACCCGAAGAACUGAAUCGGGUUCGAUUAUCACGGCAUAAGCUGGAACGUUGGUGUCAUAUGCCCUUCUUUGCUAAAACUGUCACAGGAUGUUUUGUACGGAUUGGCAUUGGAAACCACAACAGCAAACCAGUUUACCGGGUUGCUGAGAUCACGGGUGUUGUGGAAACCGCCAAGGUUUACCAGCUUGGUGGCACCAGAACAAACAAAGGGCUACAGCUACGGCAUGGCAAUGCCCAACGGGCAUUCCGCCUAGAGUUUGUCUCAAACCAAGCAUUCACUGAAAGCGAAUUCAUGAAGUGGAAAGAAGCGAUGUUUUCUGCUGGCAUGCAGUUGCCCACUCUAGAUGAAAUCAAUAAGAAGGAAUUAUCUAUUAAAGAAGCUCUUAAUUAUAAAUUCAAUGAUCAAGACAUUGAAGCGAUUGUAAAAGAGAAAGAAAGGUUCAGGAAAGCUCCGCUUAACUAUGCCAAGAAAAAGACUCAGCUGCUAAUGGAAAAGGCCAUGGCGGAGGACCUGGGGGAUCAGGACAAGGCCAAACAAAUCCAAGACCAGCUGAAUGAGCUGGAGGAGCGGGCAGAGGCCCUGCACCGCCAGUGGACCAAGAACAUAUCUGCUAUCAGUUACAUCAACCAGCGGAACCGGAAAUGGAAUAUUGUGAAGUCUGAGAAGGCCCUUGUGGCUGAAAGUCACAACAUGAAAAACCAACAGAUGGAUCCCUUUACCAGACGGAAAUGCACACCUAUCAUCGUUUCUAAUUCCAGAAGCCCAGCUGUUCAAGCUGCCAUCUUGGCUCAGCUGAAUGCAAAGUAUGGUUCUGGAGUGUUACCGGAUGCCCCAAAGGAAAUGAGCAAGGGUAAGGGAAAGGAUAAAGAUUUGAAUUCUAAGUCAGCCAGUGACCUCUCAGAAGACUUGUUCAAAGUACAUGAUUUCGAUGUGAAGAUUGAUUUACAAGUUCCCAGCUCAGAGUCAAAGGCUUUGGCCAUCACCACCACGGCUCCACCAGCCAAGGAUGGGGCUCCAAGGAGAUCUCUGGACUUGGAAGACUACAAAAGACGACGGGGGCUUUUUUCUCACCCAGCAGCCUGCUGCCUCUGA